This is a messenger RNA of Drechmeria coniospora, 810 nucleotides long. RefSeq names its product RNA polymerase II mediator complex component Med8. NCBI's taxonomy places the organism in Eukaryota, Fungi, Ascomycota, Sordariomycetes, Hypocreales, Ophiocordycipitaceae. Bases 1 to 810 code for a protein of 269 amino acids. Gene Ontology annotation, molecular function: RNA polymerase II cis-regulatory region sequence-specific DNA binding; transcription coregulator activity. Gene Ontology annotation, biological process: regulation of transcription by RNA polymerase II. The record is from RefSeq and is a predicted model, not a curated record. Gene Ontology annotation, cellular component: core mediator complex; mediator complex. The transcript has 2 exons.
AUGGCGACUCUCGGGCUUGACGCGGACGAGCUCAAGUCUGUGGAGCAGACGCUUUCCCGACUGGCGCAACUGUCCAGCAGCAUCCAGAGCUUGAAGAUGAGCAUCAUGAAGAGCAAUCCGUUGCCGCCCCCCUCCUCCCUCCAGGCAUCGGCCCAGAUCCUCCAGCGAAAUCUACAAACGGUGCUGCACAACCUCGGCGAGAACUCGGACCUAUUCUCUCGAAUCGCGAUACGCCCCUCUACCAACUAUCCGGGACGUACCCAGGAAAAUAUCCUGACGCAGCUGCUACGCAAAAAGCUCGAGCCGGACGUGGAAGGGCUCGUGUCCGAGGGUCUCGAGACGGCAACGCUUGCCACGGCCAAGGGCGUGGCAGAGCUGCAGGACAUAUGGGGCGAGCUGCGCGAAUGGACACACGGCUGCAUCGCCGCAUACGUUCGCGAUGAAGCGGCCGAUGUGUAUACGAAGGAGGAGCGUGAGCUGGGCGUGGACAGCGUUCGGACUGGACUGCGACGCGGGUUGGACGACGACAGCGACGACGACGACAACGAUGGCGCCGACGACGACGACGGCGAUGACGAGGAUAAGGAAGAAGACUCCGGGGAGAAGGGGAAGAAAGUGCCUUCCCGGGGGCCGGAGCCGGAGACGCUGCUCUGGUUCACGGCGCGAGGCGAUUUCGCCGUGACGCCCAAUAUCGAGUAUGGGAGGAAGGCGGGCAUGAUCCAAAAAGGACUUGAGGGGGUGAAUAUCCCACCGCACAGAGGACGAGAGAAUGCCUCGCCGCAAGGACCGGAAGGGGUUGCGUCGUCGUAA